Messenger RNA from Desarmillaria tabescens, 912 nucleotides. RefSeq lists its product as uncharacterized. Bases 1 to 912 code for a protein of 303 amino acids. The transcript has 8 exons. The record is from RefSeq and is a predicted model, not a curated record. NCBI's taxonomy places the organism in Eukaryota, Fungi, Basidiomycota, Agaricomycetes, Agaricales, Physalacriaceae.
AUGCUCAAAGCUACUAUAGUUGUGGAAUGGUCCAUUGGAUUUGACACAUGCAUUUUGCCCUACACUGAGAGUCUCAAUUGCACAGAAGUUAAUAUCUUCUUUGACAUAAAUUUAUCUCCAUCAGAUCCAAGACAUGAUGUCUCUCCCUACAAUAACAAUAUACCCACAGAUCCGAUCUUCAUAUGGAAUGCCACUUUCUUGCAAUCAGAGGCAAACUAUUACAAUUAUGACAGUCCUAUAUAUCUUCACACUUUUCGCACUGAGCUAACCCUUUCCACAUCCAAUACACCAUGUGGGAUGAACCUCUUGUAUCCCUAUGGAAGCCUUGUCUAUUACCCCUUUGACUGCUAUAAUAUGGAAAUAUUUGCAUUUGCUCAAGAGACAUCAACAAAUAAAUCAGUCUCCCUAGAAAUGUCUGUGAUUUCUGUACUUGCCAUUGGCCUCGAUGUUACAACUCUUGUUAGAGAGAAUGUUACUGAUUACUGGCCAUUCUUCGAGUACAUUGGCUCUGGAAAAGAAUUAACCAAUGUCAAGGUGAUUCUUCAAUGGAGCCCCCUGGUUAUCGCAUACUGUCUCAUCAUCACCUUCACAUUUUGGUUAGUUACUCUCAUGAUCUGUCUCAUCAUGAUUGCAACCGUAUUCUUUGGCUUCCGACAACGAAAUGAGAUUGUUGUCGUCCCAAUUGGGAUAGUGUUUGCCUUUACCCAACUACGAUCUUCGAUGCCUGGAGCUCCUGAAGGGUUUGGUGAUAUCUUAGAUUUUGUUGGGCUACUACCAUGCCUUGUCCUUCUGUCGAUUUCUGCCAUAAUGAUGGUUGGUAUCUACUUAUUUACGGACCCAGAUGAUCCGUCUCGUAGGAAAUUCACUUGGAGCGAAUUAGGUAUGUUUUUCAUCAAUACCUCGACAGAAUAA